AUGCGUCCAUCAAUCGUGUUGUUGGCAGCCAUUGCCCUUGCCCUAUGUCGUUUCGAUCUGAGCGAGGGCCUGAUGAAAGUGAUCGUGGACUUUGACCGCUGGGAACACAUCAACGGUUCGGACAUAUUCAACGUGGAAAAGCUGCGUGUACGCAAGUUCAACAGGACGCUGUCGGUUCUGAACGGUACCGGAGCCUUGCUAAUCGAUCUUUCGGAUAAGUACGAGUAUGGUCUCAGCUUUGCCCGCAGUGCCCAAGGCAACAAUCAGUACGACGCGUACCCGAUGAAGCUCGCAUCCAGGCCUUUCUGUGAUUUUAUCAAAACACACUACCACGACUACCAACACAUGUUCUUGAACUUCACCAACUUGCCCUUCGUGCCAGAUGAGGGUCUGUGUCCAUUCCCGAAAGGUGAAUACUGGGUGAAGGAUGCCUAUAUUGAUUCGUCCACAAUACCGAUCGUUGUACCGGAAGGGUUCUGGCGGGCUACAACCGAGCUACGUUUGAUAGAAACCGGCGAGAUCGUUGCCCGUGGAGCAAUGUUCGUGAAGCUGUCCAAGGAAUAUGUUUGA
This is a messenger RNA of Anopheles nili, 570 nucleotides long. RefSeq lists its product as uncharacterized. The record is from RefSeq and is a predicted model, not a curated record. The transcript is spliced from 2 exons. The coding region runs from base 1 to 570 and encodes 189 amino acids. NCBI's taxonomy places the organism in Eukaryota, Metazoa, Arthropoda, Insecta, Diptera, Culicidae.